AUGGAUCUCGCAAGAAGCCUCAUCCGGAUCGUGGCCCGUACAUUCUACGAGACCCGCCACAUUCUUGUGAUUGAUGCUCUUUUCAUACACUCAGUCCUCCAUGCAGAGGAUCUAGCUCUUCUUCUUGGAAUGCAGCAGAAAGACCUUCGGAAGCUCUGUGGCCGCUUACGGGAGGACCGCCUUCUCGCAGUACAUUCUCGCCCUGAGCUGCGUGAAGGGCAAACGCGCCCCGUUAACCGCGAAUACUACUAUAUUCCUCUCCAUCCUGUGAUAGAUGCCAUCAAAUACCGCGUAUCUCGCCUGACCUCGGCCAUCAAAACCCAGUACACUCCGAGCGCGGAAAGGAAGGAGUACGUAUGUCUGCGGUGCAAAGCGGAAUGGACCCAGCUUGAGGUCCUGAGCCACGUUGGCCCGGAUGGUUUUGAAUGUCAGCGGUGUGGAAAUUUGCUUUCAAGAACAGACGAGGUAGAAGGUGGCUCGGGCUCUGACCGUACCGGACAUGAGAAAAACAGCAAGCUCAUGGCUCAGCUGGAUCCUAUGCUGAAACUUUUAAAACAGAUUGACUCUGUGGAGGUGCCGCCUAACGAUUUCGAGACCGCCUGGGAUCACAAGGUCGACGUCAUCCGAAAUCAAUAUAUCAACCCAUCCAGGCCUGGUAUGGUUGUCUCGAAACAAGCGGCCGUUCGAGGAGUUUCCAAGACGGAUGCUUCGACUCUUGAGGUUUCGCUUAGCUCUUCCGCCGAGAAAAGUGCAGAGGAGCAAGAGAGGGAGGAAGCAAGGAAGAUAGCGCUGGAAAAGCAAAACGCACUUCCGAUUUGGCACACCCAGUCCACUGUUACUACGGAUAUACGGCCUACUCAGAUGAAGACGGAGACUAAUGGAGUGAAUAUCAAGCGUGAAGUGGAUAUCAAACCUGAAAUCAAAGAGGAACAGAAACCGGAUGUCGAGAGCCUGGACGACAGUGUUGCGGCAUAUUAUGCGGAAAUGGCGCGCGAGAAGGAGAGAGAAGCCAAAGAGGACGUGAGCGAGGAGGAAUCCGACGAGGAAGAAGACGAGUUUGAAGACGUUGGCGUGACGCCAAGUGUGGUGGGGACGCCUGCAAAUCUGGAUGCAGUCAAGGCGCCUUCGUUCAAUGGCUCGUUGAAGAGAGAGCUCGAAUCGGAAUCUGGAAGCAGUGCGCCUCAAACCAAUGCUCCAACGCCGAUCACGCCAGCUGAUGACGGGCCGGCAGCUAAGAAAGUGAAGUUGGAGCCAGACGUCAAGAAGGAGGAAUCGGACGAGGAAGAGGAUGAAUUCGAAGACGUUUAA
Molecule: messenger RNA, 1308 nt
Organism: Uncinocarpus reesii 1704
Lineage: Eukaryota; Fungi; Ascomycota; Eurotiomycetes; Onygenales; Onygenaceae
Exons: 3
Coding region: 1-1308 (435 amino acids)
Biological process (GO): transcription open complex formation at RNA polymerase II promoter; transcription initiation at RNA polymerase II promoter
Cellular component (GO): transcription factor TFIIE complex
Source: RefSeq, a predicted model, not a curated record